Alosa sapidissima (American shad) is the source of this 3802-nucleotide messenger RNA. RefSeq lists its product as uncharacterized. Gene Ontology annotation, biological process: positive regulation of transcription elongation by RNA polymerase II. NCBI's taxonomy places the organism in Eukaryota, Metazoa, Chordata, Actinopteri, Clupeiformes, Clupeidae. The coding region runs from base 218 to 3802 and encodes 1194 amino acids. Gene Ontology annotation, molecular function: protein binding. The record is from RefSeq and is a predicted model, not a curated record. The transcript has 6 exons.
UGCCCUCUAGUGUCAACUGCAAGCAACUGAAGCAUUUUGAAAUGACUCAUGGGUCGCAAACGUCAGCACGUGUAAAACUCAAGCAAUAACGUUAUGUGAAGCAAAGUUUCUAAAUGUGGAGCACAUAUAGGGAAGUAUAUUUUCCUGCUGGCAUUAGAUAACUGAUAAAACCGCUAAAGAGAGCUUUUGACCAAAAGCUCAAAGACGAGCUGGGAACAUGUGGCGCUACAGGCAACCUGGGGUGGCUUUCCAGCUGCUUGGAGAGCUGCAGAGGCAGCAGCAUUGCAACAUCCUGUGUGAUACGCUACUGCAGACAGAGGGCAUGUCUGUGCCUGUCCAUAGCUGCAUCUUGGCUGCUUUUAGUCCAUUCCUCUAUAGGGAACUCUCGACCUCUCCAUCCUACCCCGUGGGCCAGAGAAGGUUGAUCAGGGUGCCAGCCAUUGGUGCCCAGGCACUGUUGAAGCUGAUAAGUUACCUGUACUCUGGAGAGAUGAGAGGGCUGGGCCCGAGGGAGCACGAGGAGGUUAAAGCUGCGUUCAUCAGGUUGGGCAUGAGCCACCUGAUCCACACAUUUGAAGAGGACAGCAGGCAGUGGAGAGGCAUUGACCGAGGGCUGCAGCUGGAGAUGGAGGAGAGCGUGCAGGUGGGCGCUGAGCAGAGGAGCGCCACCAGGCAAACUCCAGAAGGGAAGGGCGUGGAUAAAUCAACCCAGACUGAGGCAGAGUCCACUGUGCAUGCUGCCACGCAGACCUCGAGGCGAGAAGCGCACGCAUUUUCGGAUCAGUGGCUUUCUCCAUCAUCUGAUGGACAUGGGAGCGCGGCCUCAUCCGCGAUCCAGUUCGCCGAGGUUUCCCCCACCGCCCGCGCAUCUACUUUUGUUAUUUUGACACCUGUCAGCGAUCCCCCACUGAGCAGCGACAACAUAGGGUCUUGCCAAGUCUCACUGAUACCCUCCCCCUCUGUCCACUGUGAUCAUCUACCACCAUACUCCCUGAUCGCCAAUCCAUCAAACACCUUCAACCCCUCUUUUGAACGUUUGUCCGACGACUUUUCCUCAGCCACAGCCCAGCCCAAUGACAGCCUGGUGUCCACAUCGCAAGUAGGGAAGGAGAGGGCCGACACCCGUGUGGAGGCAGGCACAGUGGUUGAGCCUGGGCCCGAGGAACAAGUAAGCAAGGACGGCACAGAUGAAGCGUCCACGUCAAAGGUGCGCAGGAGUGAGAGGCUGAUGACCAUGAAGGAGAAACCCGGCCAGGACGUGGCAUGCACAUCCGAGGAGCCAGUGAAGGUGCUCAAGAUCAAAUUUAAAAGGAAGUGUAAGAAUGACCUUUGGGAGAUAGAGAGCAUGAAGGAGGACCCAGCCAUGAAAGUCAAGCUGUCUAUGAGUCCUGCUACCACUCAAGCUCAGAAGGACCUCACUGCUAGUGAAGAGAGGCAGAAUGGCUCAUCAGUUCUCACGCCACCACAUGAUCCACGGCUUUCUUCCCCUUCCAAGUUUGUCAUAACCUCUGUCCACACCCUAACUCCGGCCGCAAGUCGCAGGAGUAGCCCAUCGGUCCAUAACAAGGCUGCCCUGUCCCCGACCCACUCCCAGCCAGAGGAAUGCGAUGAGCAAAUGGAUAAGCUUCUGGAUGACAUCAUGAUGGAUCUCAACUUCCUCCUGCCCAUCACCACAGAGAGAGGCGACAGCAGGCCCCAGCAGAGACCACUGCCAUAUCUCCCUGGUGACACAUCAGGGUUGGAUCCAACCCCUUGGCUGGGAGAAGUAUCCAUGGAAGUAUCCAUGGUGAAUGGUGAUCUGGAUAGAUCAGCUGGACAAACGGACAAAGCAGUAGGCUCUGACCUAACACUGGUGUCCCAGUUUGACACUUCAUUAGCUGAAAGUGUGGAGUCUGUUCAAUCAUCCCAUCAUCCAGGAUCAAAGUCCACACCAUGCCAUGUAGAACCUAGGAACAGCAGCUCAUGUAGUUUCACACACGUCAAAUCAGCAAGAGCCUGUGCAAACACCGCAAGUCUUGGCUUCCCUGAGUCAGAUGGGAAUGCUGGCUUCUCCAAUGCAGAACUUAGUCUUGCCCACCACGGUUGGUCCUCUUGGAGAAAGCUACCCUCCCCAAACCCCAUCAGCAAAGAGCCAAAGGGAAGAGCCUCUUACAGCUGCACGCCAGAUUUGGAUGAGAUGCGACUCCGCAGCUGUCUCUCUCCACUCCAGUCUGAAGACGAAAGCACUGUUAAAUCCCAACGACUCAACAACCAACCCCCAGGCCAGUCAGCAACAUCAGGUCAAAGACUAAGCCAGGAGCCUGUUAAUAUUCCUCCAUGGCUCUCUCUAAAACCAGUAGACCUGCGAUUCCCACUGAACUCUAUUCUUCUCAAGUCACCUUCGCAAACAGAUGAAGGUCAGCAUCCUGCAGUCAAGAGGACUAGGAGGCAAACAACACUGCUUGCUCAAAACAAUGUUUUUUCAACUCCAGACUCUGAAACUUGCAGUGGGUCUAGCAUUUCUGGACAGAAAGCAUCCAGAAUAGAUGAUGGAUCGUGUGUGAGGUCUAUAGUUACAAGAAAACAGAGUUUGGAGAGACAAAGGUCCAUAGAAGAGCCAAAGAAUAGCACUGUGAAGGAACAAUCCUUGAGAAAAGGUCUAAGGAGAUUGGUGGCGAAGCGAAUAUGUCCAGUCGAGGAAAAUGACCACAAGACAUCUGCUGGGGUGUCCCCUGGACUCGGAUUACAGAACACUGAUUCCAAUGCAAGGCACAGCAGCACCUUGGCAGAAAGGAGUAAGGGGAGAUCAGUCCCAGCAUUCGCUAAUCGAAAGGAAGACCUGUCAGAGGUUGCCAGAUCAAAGCAAGGUGGAGGCCACGCCAAAUCGGUGACUGAUUCAAAGUCCCUGUCCAGUCCCGAAAUUCCGAAGCGUAAACGAGGUAGGCCACCCAAGAACCAGGUUCACCCUGGAGUCCUGAGCUCAACCGUGAGGUCACUGACAGCCGUGAGGAAGGCACGUUCUGUCAACAGCCCACGCAGACCAGCCCUAGAGACACCUACCAGCAGACAGCGGUAUCGGACCUCAUCAAAAAACAGGCAAGCCCAAGAAGACAACAUAGACAGCUUAGCCGAAGGGAAGUCGCAAGAUGAGACCCCUAACCAGAAGUCUGAGCAUCAGAGCCCCACAUUGAGCCCAGGAGCUGUGAUGAAGAACCAAAGUGCAGAAGCUAACAAUGUCCAAAGGGACACGUUAGCAAGCAGCUCGGAGCUGAAACCAACCUCAGUGGCCGAGAUGAAAUCCAACGGCAGUACUCCCACGCCCUCACAGACCUUGAAAAGGUUCCGAGAGCUGUUAGAAAGGAAGGGGUAUUUGGUGAAAAGGAAAAGAGAAGCAGAAGCCGUGGGGAAGAAGGAGGGGGAUGUCCAGAAUCGUCAGUGUCUGGAAGAAAAGGAAACGAGCACGUCUGCGGAGACUGAUGAAACCACAACAAAUGAAGCUCCAAUGCAAUGCCACCUCAACAGACACUUCAUAUACCCUGCAAACAAAGGUGACACCAACAGCCAGCAAGCGCCACCUCAGCGCAUUUCUGCAAAACCUGGGGCAAAGGCGUCACGAGCUCGCAAGUGGACAGAGGGCUCAACAGGAAGUUGUGAUGAAGAGGAAGAGGACCAGGAGGACCAAGACCUUGAAGAGGAUGUGGACGUUAUGAGUGGUUCUCCAGUGACUCUGCCUGUGUUUGAAUCUGGACUGGUUGGUAGAGAACCAUCUGAUGUUGAGGAGAUUGAUGAAGAUGUUGACAUCAUUACUGUGGAUAUUGACUAA